CACCACCGGACAAUCUGCGAAAGACUUUGACAUGUACCUCAUGAACCGGUGACAAUGUCGAAACAAUACCUGACGACACACACGGUCGACGAUGCUCAUGUCACCGAUAUUUUCUCGCUCGCAGUGACUCCCACCCAGGUUCUUUCUGCUUCCGGUGCUUCCUCCAUCAAAAUCUAUUCCACGACGUCCCCAGACAUGCCUCUAGAGCAGACCUUGACCGGAGCACAUAAGCUCGGUUGCCACCACAUUGUGACUUCACGCAACGGACAUGUCGCCGCGAGCGCAGGCUUCGGAGGUGAAGUUAAGAUAUGGAGAAUCUCUGAAGCAGGGGAGUGGGCGGAAGAUGGCAAGAUCGUGGAUGGAAACAAUGCUGGGGAAAUAUGGGCAAUUGCUCUGAGUGAGGACGGACAGUUUCUUGCCAGCACAACCUAUGAUGGCAGAAUCAACGUCUGGGACGUGGUCGACGGAAGGAAGAAGAUCAGAGAAUAUGAGACGAAGGGAAGCUUUGGCAUGUGUAUCGACAUGAGCAGGGAUGGAAGAUUCACAGCAAGUGGGCAUGAGAAUGGCGGAGUGUAUGUGUUCAACAACGACACAGGCAGGAUGCUCUACUCAUUACCCGGCCUUGUGAUGCCGGUCCGGACGGUAGCAUUCUCUCCCGCAGGUACACGACUUGCUGCCGCUGGAGACGCCCGUGUUAUUGCAUUAUAUGAUGUCCAACAUGGCGAGCAAGUUGCAAACCUUACCGGUCACUCUGCAUGGAUCUUCUCGGUUGACUGGAGUGAUACCGGAGAGUAUCUCCUCAGUGGGGCUUUCGAUGGAAAGGUCAAAGUCUGGUCUAUUGAUCAAAGAACUUGUGUGGCUACACAUAGUGAGACAGAGAAGACCCUCUGGUCUGUCAAAUGGCUACCGAAGACAGGAAGAAGUGAAGCAUUUGCUACGGCCGGAGCCAACAGGAGUAUUUCGUUCUACAGAGAAGCAACUGGAGGUUAGGAGUCUUUCGCCUAGCAAUACGUGGAAGAUGACUUUCAACCCUUGGCAAGAGACCAUAUGUUUCUGCACAGCACAGAGAGUUGCUGGCAGAGUUAGCUAGAUGCUCAACGACAUACUGGCCAUAAUAAGGACCGAACGAACGGACAUCACAUAUCAAACUGCUUUUCGAGGAUACACAUGUGAUAUAAAAUCAAAUUUAAAGUUGCUUGCAGGGAUAAGCUCUUGGUACCUGACUAGGCCGUAUUCAGUAGCCAAGAGCCAAG
Messenger RNA from Mollisia scopiformis, 1253 nucleotides. Its product is annotated as WD40 repeat-like protein. The coding region runs from base 55 to 990 and encodes 311 amino acids. The transcript has 4 exons. Gene Ontology annotation, molecular function: protein binding. Gene Ontology annotation, cellular component: Cdc73/Paf1 complex. The record is from RefSeq and is a predicted model, not a curated record. NCBI's taxonomy places the organism in Eukaryota, Fungi, Ascomycota, Leotiomycetes, Helotiales, Mollisiaceae.